GUUGAACUUGAAGAACGAGUUAAGUACAUCGAAUUCGGCGAAACGGGGAAUCAAAAAUGAAGCAAAGCAAACACAAAUUCGAAAUCCGGGAAAACAAUGGUCAGCGUUGAAAUCAUUUCUCGACAUCGAGAAUUCACGCUAGAGGACAUAGAACAGAAAUAUAUUUUGGUAUGCAACUACAUCUACAUCAUUAUUUCCCUGUACGUAGAUGAAGCUCAAGAAAUAUUGACAUACAUCAAGGGGAACAACUUUUAACCACUGUUAAGUGGAUUUUUUCUCGUGUUUGCUGGCUGAGAAGUUGCAAUUGAUUCAUUUACAUUUAAUUCUUUCAUGAUGAUGAUAUCCUCUUAGUAAGAAAUUCUCUGAAAAACAAAAUGAUAAUGGGUCUAGGAGGACCGUAGCUACGAAGGGCCUGAUUCGUGGUCACAGGGAUAUGGUGGAGCGAUAUUUCGUGUCCACGCGCCCGGAUUCGGAGAAGGCGCAUCAACCCCUCUGUUUUCCUGUGAGUCGUUUCAGUGCCGGCGCUUCCAUUUUAUCUUCGCGACCUACCAGGACAAUGCUGGGCCAGAUCAUUGGGGCGUGCAAUCCGCAGGCUAGAACAGGAGUACCUUCUUGGGUAGCGCAUUGGCUUCGCCCUCAACAUGGGCGAUUGCGGCUACGAGACCCUCCAUUGGUAGCAGGCUUACGAACUUUCGGAAAAAUUAACGCAGUUUGCAUUGUUGUAUUGUCGUACGUGACGAUUCGAGAACUACAGCUUCGUUACCGUGACGAAGAGCGCUUGAGUACUGCUUUGGCUCGGAGGUCGCGCUUUCAUGAAGACUGGCUGCUGUCAGACAGAGCAAACAAUUUUGGCGACGUGGACUACGACCAGGAUAGCCGGUUUACACCUAUCAACAGCCUGCUUGGUCACAAUGAGAAGAAGCGGCCACCGCUGAUUUUUGUUCCUGGAUUCAAAGCUUGCGCACUGCGGCGGGAGCCUGACGAAGGCAAAAAGUGGAGCUUAAGACACCUCUGGGAAGAUUGUGUAGGAUGGGGCACCAUGCCGUCCGUUGUCAAAGGAAUAUUUUCGGGCCGAAGAAGGAACUAUCAGCUCGCACUAUCAGGUCGCUGGAGCAGACCUAGCUUCGCAGAUGAGAAAGAGGAGACAUUGUCUGGGGACGAAACACGUACGAAAGCUCACCCCCUCACUCGUGCGGUUCAAGAAUCAGACGAUUUUUUUCCGACAGGUUUAGUGCCUGCUUAUCGCAUAUUUAAUCUGUUCACGCUGCAUCCAGGGCAUACACUUGUGGACCGUUUUUUGCGACGGGUCGCAGCCACUGAGGACCGGCUUGUCUAUGAAUUUGUGUAUGAUUGGCGAAGAAGUGCAGUCGAAAUUGCAUCACAACUGGAUGCUUUUGUAGAACAUGUCCGUACCGAUAAUGACGGAGUUGCUCCACAGAUCAUGGCCCAUAGUUUUGGCGCUUUGAUGUUGCUGUAUCUGCUGGUUGCGAAAAGAAAGAUCUUUGGUGGAGUUGGAGAAAACCCCGAUAGCAAAAAGCAAAUAGGGGAAAAGCAGCUCUGUCAAGAGACUGACACAAUGAAUGUGCCGCCGAAAGCCUACCGAUACCGGAAGUAUACCCGUUCUGCGCGAGGUGCAAAGGAAAACUCUGGCUGUGAUCCGGGGGAAACAUCGUGGAAGGCGAUGCGCUGUUUUUCUAAAGCUGCGCGUGCUGAUGUGACAGUUUCGGAGGGAGAAGUCGAAAGUUCCAGCAAAUCAAGCAGGUCAUUUGGCGAUCGCGUUCACUCUGUCCUGCUGAUUGCGCCACCAGUACGGCUGACACCCUACUUUUUGAUGGAUAUGCUAUACGGAGAUCCAGACUAUUUGAUGGAUGGAGCGACGCAUUUUACGUUUUCCAGUGUCUACACUUUCUUUCCCGACAAACACUACAAUGCAGAUGGUCGUAAGGUGGAAAUUUUUGGGAACAGCAAAGCGGUUGACGAUAAACACGUGUCCUCAGGGAAAACAAAUGCAAGUGGAAGUGAUUGUUCCGAGUCGAGCUCACCAGCACCGGUUGUACAUAGAGCGACGGCAUUUCAAAAAGAUAUUGAGAACCAAAUAUUUCAGCCUGUCUGCGGGUUGGGCGCUGCGCCACAGCUGUCGUUGGGGUUACUGCGGCUUGGCCAUGCCGUGGACUGUGCUGGGCUAAGUAGAUACUUGCACGAGCGGCGUUGUGAUAUUAGUGGUAAUCUGUGCAGCGGUAUCAGUGCCGUGGCGUCUUUUUUUGAAGCUCUCCAGAAUGGCGUCGUAAAAGUCACCGGUAACAAUUGCAGUUUUCUUAUCUCUCCAGAGCAUGACUACAUUGACAAUGACUACAAGGAACCGACGAAGCAGCGGAGUAUUCGGGCACACCAACUACCAUGCAAUUACCCAGAUAGUGAUAUUACAACACAUGAGGAGUCGGCAAAGUUGUUUGACUUUCACGACGUUGAGACCUGGAUGACGAGAUUUCCCAUCGCAAAGGGUGUCGACGACGCAACCGCACGACACCAUCUUGCGCAUGCACUUGCCGACGCAAAGAUGUUUUGGACGCAACUCGCUGAAGGGACGCAAGAGCUUGAUCGGGAGUUUCUGACCCGCGAGAGAGGAGCAAGUGAUAGAAAUCGGCGUCCCCGAAACGAAAAAGAAAAACGGGGAAGCGAAAUCAACGAGGAAAAAUUUGGCGAUACAGAUUUGCUGCCUCCAGUACGUGUCAUGAUCGGAAAUGGGCAAAAAACCGGUGAAAAGCUUGUGCUUGUGCCGGCAGAGACCCUUGAGCUUAGGAAUAAAGGUGACGAGUCUUCUUUCUUCUUCUACGGUAGUCCACAGAGGGUUGCUGGUGACGAACGUUUACCUGCGAAUCGUAUUUUGCCUCGAGGAGAACUAUUUCGAGACUUGCCAGUUCACACUACGAAGUUGGGACACAGCCGGAUGCUAGGGGAUUUGGAGACGGUAAGCGAAGCCCUUCUAUGUUUAGAAAAGGAUUGGAUAUCACGCCAACGCGAGGCACAGACAGGACCUGACUAGAAACACCCAAGAAGAGACGACGGCCGCGCAUCCACAUUCAUAGCACACAGUUGCAACUACAUAUCAGAGUCCUCAGUGACAUCAAUGACAAGGUACUUUAACAUUCCGCAAGGGCAAGCUCUCUCAUCCCGAUGGUCUCGCAAACGGUUGUCUAGCACAGCCAAAAGUUGUACAAUCUGUAGAUGGAAUUAG
Molecule: messenger RNA, 3235 nt
Organism: Amoebophrya sp. A25
Lineage: Eukaryota; Dinophyceae; Syndiniales; Amoebophryaceae
Source: the annotation of a GenBank genome assembly